This is a messenger RNA of Raphanus sativus (radish), 1906 nucleotides long. Its product is annotated as putative UPF0481 protein At3g02645. The coding region runs from base 182 to 1771 and encodes 529 amino acids. Lineage: Eukaryota; Viridiplantae; Streptophyta; Magnoliopsida; Brassicales; Brassicaceae. The transcript has a single exon. The record is from RefSeq and is a predicted model, not a curated record.
ACAGUACCACAACAAAGUUGAAACUUAAGAGAGCUUUUAAUACUAUUGAAGAAACAGAGUAAAAGUCUUAGAUGAAACCAUAACUGCAAAAACAGAGAGCAAACUGUUUCAUCUUUUUCUUAUGUUACUCUCAGAUUAAAAGAAGAAGUAAGACUCGAUUCAAGUUGUAAACUUUAAGAUCAUGUUUCCUAAAAAGCCAACCGAUUCAUCUACCACACAUCAACAUAGCUUUGACGAGGCUCGAUGGGUCAACAACGUCAGAAAAUCUCUGGACGCAGAGCUCGAAGAACAACACCCUCUCGAACAAGUCACAGUCAGCAUUUUCACCGUCCCUAAAGCACUAAUGUGUAGCACCCACCGAGACUCAUACACACCUCAGCGAGUUUCCAUCGGACCUUACCACUGUCUCAAACCAGAGCUUCACGAAACAGAGCGGUACAAACUAGCGAUCGCCAAGAAAUUUCGAAACCAAUCUAAAUCUUUCAUGUUCCACUACCUCGUCGAGAAGCUACACUCCAUGGAGGCCAAGAUCCGAGCUUGCUAUCAUAAGCAUAUCAACCUGAACGAGGAGACUCUGCUGUGGAUAAUGGCGAUAGACUCGUCGUUCCUGAUCGAGUUUCUUAAGGUUUAUUACAGUUUCGGAAAGGUGGAGACUUUGAUUAACAGAGCCGGUCACAACGAGAUUCUCAGAGAUAUAAUGAUGAUCGAGAAUCAAAUCCCGUUGUUCGUUUUGAGGAAAACGCUUGAAGUUCAGCUCGAGUCGACGGAAGCAGCUGCUGAUGAUCUGUUGCUCUCUAUUCUCACGGGACUAUGCAGAGAUCUCUCUCCUCUCGUUAUCAAAUUUGAAGACGAUCAGAUUUUGAAGGCUAGGUUUCGUGAGUUUAAUCAUAUCUUAGACUUCUUGUAUCAGAUGAUCGUUCCGAGAAUCCAAGAAGAAGAGGAAGAAGAAGAAGAAGAAAACAGAGCAGGUAACAAUGGCGAAAAGAGAGGAUGUAAGUUUCUGAGAGAGACGAAGCUUCAGUUCAAAAGGGUCUUCGCGUCUAGACCUGCGGAUAUCAUCUUGAGACUUCCAUGGAGAGUCGUAUCAAAUCUCCCUGGCUUCAUCGCUCUGAGUUAUCUCUUCACCAGGCAAGAAAACGAAGCAACAGCAACAACUGUCUCUGUUUUCGACAUGGAAAAGCCUCCUCUAGUCGAAGAACUCACGAUCCCAUCAGUCUCCGAACUCCACAAAGCCGGAGUUAAGUUCAAACCAACACAAAACGGUAACGUUUCGACGGUAUCAUUCGAUUCAAACACUGGUCACUUUCACCUCCCUGUGAUAAACCUAGACAUCAACACGGACACGGUUCUUCGAAACCUCGUUGCUUACGAAGCUUCUAACACUUCGGGAGGACCAUUAGUGUUCACUCGUUACACCGAGCUGAUAAACGGGAUCAUCGAUUCGGACGAAGACGUUAGGUUGCUUAGAGAGCAAGGCGUUCUCGUGAGCCGUCUCAAGAGUGACGAAGAAGCUGCUGAGAUGUGGAACGGUAUGAGCAAGUCUGUGAGGCUGACCAAGGUUGGGUUCUUGGAUAAGACUAUUGAGGAUGUGAACCGGUACUAUACCGGACGGUGGAUGGUUAAGAUUGGAAGAUUUGUUGACGUUUAUGUUUAUGGUUCGUGGAAGAUUUUGGCAUUUUUGGGGGCGGUUUUGUUGUUGAUUCUGGUUUCGUUGCAAGUGCUCUCGUUGGUGUUUGGCUCCUUGAGGCUGUUUGGAUUGAGAACCGGUUAGGCAUAACUGCAUUUGGCCAUGCUGUGAUUUGGAUUUGAUAUGGUUUACUGUGAUUCUCUUUUGGUUUGGGUACAUUUAAUUAGGGCUGGGAUUUUGAACCGAAUCGAACUCGCCAAUCCGAAUCAAUAUGUUUUU